Messenger RNA from Emiliania huxleyi CCMP1516, 2436 nucleotides. RefSeq lists its product as hypothetical. The transcript has 3 exons. The coding region runs from base 1 to 2436 and encodes 811 amino acids. Lineage: Eukaryota; Haptophyta; Isochrysidales; Noelaerhabdaceae. The record is from RefSeq and is a predicted model, not a curated record.
AUGGCACCCUUGGAUCAAGCUCCGUCUCCGCCACCGGCGCCGCGCCAGCAAGUCAAGGAGGUUCUCUCCAUGUGCAUCGUCCUGGCCAGGGAGAGGUACAGCAAACAUGGCGAGAUCGAUGCUGCAGCCAUCCGAAGCACGAUCGCUGGUGACCUUUUGGCAACAUUCCCCCCCUUUGUACGCGUGACCUCAAGCACGGGCUGCGACCUGCACAACGAGAAGCGCCAGACCAGCAAAGACGACCUUGUGACGGCGCCUCUGGGAACUGAGCUGGUUGGCGACAACAUCUCUGCUAGCCUGGUCGCCACGAAUGUCACGACAGCGGUCGUCUCUGUCACGCUCCUAGACUUUACCAGCUCUCCAUCGCUGCUCCACAAAAUGUGCGAUACCAUGAUAAAAAGAGCCCUGCCCGGUGAGGUGGAGGGCGACCAAUGGUGGAACCUGUUCUACCUGCUGUGCUACCCUUCAGCUAAAGCGGUGGACUACCUGCUGAUUGGGGCAGCGAAGCACCUUGUAUCACCCGACUUGGAUAUGACUGUCGCCGCGGUCCGGGUGUUGGAUGCGGAUUGGAGAGUCACAUCGCCCCGUUGGCGAACAUCCGAUUUCGCAUGGCUGGUUCUAUGGCUGCUGCCGAUCUGGGCGGCAGUGCUCUUGCCUGCGGUCGUUGUCUGUAGAGCAGCAUUGGGCCACAGACGUGCAGCGGUGCUGCAGGAGCUGGAACGCGCCUUGGACGCGAUCGAGGUGGACAAGAACCGAAACCGCUUCCACGGAGCGGAGGCGGGCAAGGCCGUUCGCCAGACGAGGUGGCUCGCGCGUACUGUGCUCCUCUUGGCCGUCCCUCUUCUGCCCUGGCUGCCCGCCUUGGCUGUCCUCCCGGUCGCCCUCCCUCUCUCUCAGCAGGACGUCGCCUGUGCGGCGUGGGUCAAGUCGAGAGCGUUGCGGCGCGUCUGGCUUCUCUUGGGCUGCGCGAGUGGUGUCAUCUACUGCGCCUGGCUCCUUGCGAGCUGGAGUCUGACCUACAGCGGGGAAGAAAAAGACCUGAACCCGGUGGGAGAAAUUAUCGUUUGGCAUAAGGUCUUCGUCAGCGAGUGCCACCAGCUCAUCGGUCAGAGAGACGAGUACGAAUCGUUUCGUCUGGGCGGCAAGAACGUCUAUUAUCCAUUUCACGGCAAGGUCUGUAGCGCGUACCUGCACGCAAUUCGGCCGGAAAACGCGCCCAUCUUCGCUUGGAUGCUCUUCGGCCAGGGCUGCGCCAGCCUGCUUCUUGCCUGCGUCUCGGGGGCGCUGCUGCUCAAAAGCGCGGGGUGCAAGGCCGUCCCCGGCGGCCGCUACCUCGCAGCGUUCGCGCGCUGCGGCGCAACGAGCGUCGACGGGCUGCUGGCUGGCGCUUCAGAGCGAGUCUCCGACAGAUUUGCAGGCUCGGCUAAGGAGCUCGUCACCGGCCAGCCCGAGGAGGCGGCAACGGGGCUCUACGGGAUCAUCGGCUACGAGGAGGCGUACCUGCGAGAGCGCAUGGCUGCGGGCACCGCCGCCAUCGUCGCGGAGGCCGAGGCGCUGGGCGACCCGGAGGUGCUCGAGAACCUGCGCUACAUCCUCGACGCGCCGGCCGGCUCAGAAGCGCACGUCGUCGCUUUGCGUCUGUAUUCGACCGCCGCGUUUCGCGCUCUCAACGGCCCGAUGCGCAACCUGAAGCUCAGCCCCUGCCGCAAGGACGAGGCGGGCAACCCCCUCCCGCUCGAGCCCCCGCAGCUGGCGGCGCCCCACCCGCAGCCCGUGACGAUGGCCUUCAUCUACGAGGCGUUGAAGCGGAUGCGCGCCGUCGCCGCAGCGACGACGGUCGACCCCGAGUGCAAGAAGAUGGAGGAAUUGGCGGUGGCUGGCGAGCUCAGCCUGGAGACGCUGCGGCAGGCGUCGCGGCAGGCGCGGCGAGACGAGGAGGGAGGUGACGAGGAGAGCCAACAGGAGGGCUCCGGUUUGGAGGAGGGGCGGGCAACUGGUGUCAGCAAGAGCUCGUACCUUGGCUCAGUCGACCAGAGCGUGGGCGAGGGGCACGGGGAGCGCACAGGUGCUGGGAGAGGCAGCGCGCCGCUGUCUGCGCUGCAAGCGGUGGCCCGGGCAUUCGGGGACAUGAUUUGUUCGCCUCGCUUUCUCGCGCUCGGCGGGACUGAGUUUGCCUGCUGCAGCACGACCUCUCGGCUGGAGGUCGCGGCUCGCUACGCGUGCGCCGCGGGCGAGAAGGCCUUGCUCUUCCGCAUCAAGAGCAGCACAUUUAUGAACAUGGGCGUGGACAUCAGCGACUUCUCCGCGUUUCCGCACGAGCAGGAGUGCCUAUAUCCUCCCCUCACGUACCUGCACCCCACCGGCGUCACCCACCGGCUUGUGCGCGACGACGUCCAGUUCGACGUGGUGGAGGUCGAGCCGUCGUUCCCGAGCUGA